Messenger RNA from Vicia villosa (hairy vetch), 5734 nucleotides. RefSeq lists its product as uncharacterized. The record is from RefSeq and is a predicted model, not a curated record. The transcript has 2 exons. Gene Ontology annotation, molecular function: protein binding. The coding region runs from base 114 to 1352 and encodes 412 amino acids. NCBI's taxonomy places the organism in Eukaryota, Viridiplantae, Streptophyta, Magnoliopsida, Fabales, Fabaceae.
ACACACAUAAAUGACAAAAUACCAACAAUUUCGAAAACUCCAUUGUGAUGGCGCGCUAGGGCAGAAGAAGAUACCUCUUUUCACAUGAAAUUCUCCCAAUCAACCAAGUAAUAAUGGGAAGAAUAGUAACUAGAAGCCAGAGUCUUAAAUUAUUAAACAAGUGCAGCACUCACAAUGAUGAUUCAGACUCCAACUCAAAUAGAAGUAAGAGAUGUAAAGUCAUUUCAAAUGUGCUGCUCCCUCAAGACUUGAUGCUUCACAUACUUAAUUUCGUUUCUCUUAAAUGUCUUGUUAACUCUGCAAGAUAUGUUUGCAAACCUUGGGCCACUACUAUUCGAACCUCCCAAUUUGCUCAAGCAUGCCUAACAAAUUCUAAACCCGGUCUUUACGUUGAAAAUUGUGGCUCUGAAAGUAGAUCUUAUUUCUUGGAUAUCAAAAAUUGUGUGAAUGGCCAGUUUGAAUUUGAAAGGACUGAUUUGGGAACACCUUCAAAAAUGGGAAGGAUUGUCACCAGUUGCAAUGGCAUAUUGCUGCUGCUUCACCGCAGUCUUAUGGAAGCACAAACUUUCCUUGUGAACCCCAUCAUCAAGUGUUGGCUUAGAAUUCCUCCUUUACCCAUGUCACGAAAGCGAUUUCAACUUGGGGUUCAGUUUGCUUUAGUGUGUGUUCCUCACACUGCUAAAUUCAAGCUGUUCUACAUAGACAUCCUAGAGGUUUCUGGUGUUUUUUUGUAUGUUUUCUAUGUGCUAACAAUUGGAAUAGAUAGCUCAUGGAAAGAGAUAGAUAGAAAAGAAGCUCCUCGUGACUGGCAUAAUUUAUGGAAACCACUUUAUGAUGGAGGAAAUUAUCUUUACUGGAUAUCUGCACAGUAUGGAAUAACUGUGGUGGAUGUUGACAAGGAAAUUACUGUUAGAAAAUUUUCACUUCCCCCUGUGUCCAUGGAUCCUCAUCCUAUUGCGGAAUUUUUAUGGAUGGGAAAUCUACUUUCUUGCAUUGUGUGUGAGUAUGAAGAUGAUCAUUAUAAGACAUUUCAAAUCUACAUUUUGGAUUUUGAUUCUGAAAAAUGGUCUCUUUACCAUGAGAUGGGACCUUUUGAUUAUGUGGCUGUUUGUGGCCAAGAGCUUAAUAUUACAGUUCUGGCAUUUCGUUAUUGGAUCUGCGAUCAAAUUAUCUUUCGAGUAGCUAUAUUACCAAUGAGAGAAGAAAACUUGCCUGCAGGCAGGUGCACCAUGCAUUUUAGUUACAAUGUCAAGACUAGAAAAGUGACCAAGAUUGAGAGCAUUGCCAUGGCUGAUCAUGAGGUAUGGCUUCACACUAACAGUCUAAUUUCAUUGCCAAGCACUCCAACAUAAUUAGGUUUCUUGGUACAAUAUAUUCAGUGGUAAUCUUUAUAUUUAUCUUUGUUGUGUGCACAAAGUAUUUAUGUUUCUAUUUAAUUAUGAAUGUUGGCUUUGGCCAAACAAAAGAUGAAUUUCUAAGAUGGUUAGUUUAUUUUAUUUAUCAAACUUGGAGAUGGAAACAUUUGAUGUGUGUUUGCUGAGUUCGUCUACUUAUUCUGUUUGAUGAUGGCUUAGUCUUGCGACAAGUUGUGGUCUCUAUUUUUUUUUCUUUUCUUUUAUGCAAAAGCGUGGCAUAUAAUCUAAUUCUAAGUGUGGCAGAUUGGUAUUUGUAUCUGGUUAUUAUUAUUUUUCAUCUUAAAUAUGUAAGUGUUUGAUUCAUUCUUGUUCUUCCCAACAUUUUGAGUUCUGCCAACCUGCCCAACUCUAAGUUCCAUUAAUCCAUACUUAAUGUCAUUUGGAAAACAAAAGUAUGAGGAACUUGAAGAACACGGAAAGAUGAACCUGUGUCUUCAAUAACAAUUCAUGGAAACAGUUCCAUUAAACCAUACCUAAUGUCAUUUGGAAAAAAAAAUGAGGGACUUGAAGAAAGAGCAGCUAGAACAAGUCAUUUUUAUUAAUUCAAUCGUUAACAAAAUCUUAAAUGAAGAAACAUUUAUUCAUAUAUGAUCACCAUUUACAUCUUCUAAAUAGUAGCAUAGCGUGUAAGUCGUGUUCAACAACAAUUAUCAUUACCCCAUAGGAUGUUUCUGUUUACCCAUUUGAGAUUAUAGCCUAAACACUAUGUAACUAACUCCCAAAAUAAGCUAUGAUAGUUGUACGAGUGUGACUUAAGCUUGUUAGCUUAUUUAAGGUGACCUAUUAGCUUUUUGUGACUAACAAUUCAUUAAAUGAAAACAUACUUGAAAAGAUAAAAGAAUUCAUAGUUUAAUUUUUAAUAUGGUAUCACUAAUCGUUAGUUGGUUUAGUGGUGAUUGACGUCGAACUUGGUAGGGAAGACCGCGGUUCGAUUUCCCGCAAUUACGAUCGGUAGGGGGUUGGAAUAUGUUUUAGAAUUACUGUUGUCUUUAUCAAGAGAUUUUUUUAAUCUUUGUAUAGAUCAUGCUUUAUAAGGAUUAAUUGCUAAAUUAGUUCCAACAUACCUCACACCUUCACCGUCACAUGUCACAUGGCUCAAGUAAUUCGUUAUUCUCCCCGUUGUAUUCACAAACUUCGAACAAAGCUUAUUCCCCUUCCUUAUAUUUUUCUCUGAAAAUUUUAGAAAAAACUCAUUGAAGAGAACUUCCAUAUAUGGUGUCAAACAUAUUGAUCCACAUGUCAAUGCUCACAAUUUCAGAGAGUUUGCUGCUUGUUCUCGUGUUCCUUUUAAAUUUCUCAUGAUCAUUAUGCGACAAAGAUUAAUCAUGAGCAAGUAUCAAAUUAUUCAUGUGAUUAAUUGCUUCUUCUUUUUUUGGCUUUGAUCAACAUUAUCUAGUAAAAUCCUUACAUGUUGUGCUCAUGUGUUUGAACCAUGGGAUCACUUUUUUAUGCUAAUUUUUACAUACCAACAAACUUGUGUCAAGGGAAAUCAUCUUUGUAUUCCAGCACACUCAACAAUUCCUCCAUACGAGACUAUCUUCUUCGCAUUCGUAAAAGCGCUGAUGCUCUUGCUUCCAUUGGAGAUUUUGUUCUCAAUGUUGGACAAACGACUCUAAAUACAAAAGGAGGAGUAGUGAAUUGUUCUGGACUAAAACGACUAAGGUCCAAUUCAUCUCAUAUCCACUCCACUUGACCUAAGGUAUAAAUUAGUUCACGCAAAAGUCAGAUACAUUCUCCGAUCUCCACUUUCACUACAUUCAUCUUGAAUCUUGAAUUGACUUGGGCGCUAGAGUGCUAAUUAUGCAGGUCCACCCCGCGCCACCGUGAUUGAGAUCAGCACCACUGUUUCAAGAUCAUCAAUUCUCUAACUACAUCCAUUUUUGAUUCCCAAACGGAAUAGUGGUGGUGUCUGUGUGAAUCAACUUUCGAUUCCUAUAAUUUCCAUAAUUUCAUACCCAAUCUCCGAUUGACCAGUUCAUAACCUCCUCAGGUCACGAAAUCAAGAACGUUCAGAAGCGAAUGCAAAGAUAUGUCUCAGUCGAUUCAAUAAAUCAUCAUUUCAACUACGAUUCAUCAGAUUCCACAUAUCUAAUUGCCUUGAGAACUUCGUAAAACAUCUCUAAUUGCCCUGAGAACUUCGUAAAAUAACAAAAGAAAGAAUCCUAGAUCCAGAUAUGGAUCCACACCAAGAUUACCAGAAAAUGAAGGCAACUUCCUUAAAGAGAAUUCCUAAGAUUCAUCGUCCAUUUUCCGGCGUAAUGUCGCUUGUACUUCGCAUCGCUAACGUGGUACUCAUUGUGGCUACAUCGAAGAUACGACGAGUUCAUAUUUAACAUCAAGCAGAGGUCAGGUACCGGGGCACCUCCUAUAGGUACCACAUGAUCUCCACCUGCUAAGCGGAGGUCUCCUUAGCUCGGAUCUAACAGAUUGGGAUGAAGUAUGCCACACCUUUUCUUUAUCACUUGGGCCAGUCAAGUAACCAAUAUUUAAUGAAGAUGCCAUGAGGAAAAACUCCCCGGACUCUGGUUGCAAGGAGAUCAGUUUGUAGUAGUUUCGUAUUCCCGACCAGCAUCGUCGUUCCAAAGGAAAGACUAAACACAGAGAGCUAUCCAAACUUCUUUUGCAUGGGUCAGAUAGGUAGGUCUGUCGACAAACGUCGUUCACAUCCGACCAUCCUCCUGGGUCCAGGGGAGUCAACCAUAAAUUUGGAUCUCCUAUAAGUAAAUCUAGUUCAAAUGCUCCGAGACACUAAUGGCAUGUGGGUGGAAGAUGAACACCAACUUCAACCUAUGGCAACUUCCUUUUACAAGAAUCUUUUUACUAAAGCUGCUAGAAAAAUGCAUGGUUUCAGACACCUGUUUCUUAUCCUAGAGUUUCCCAAGAGCCUUUAAAUCUUUUAAGUAUUCAUGUGAAUGCUACGAAGGUUAGGCAGGCAGUUAUUGAUAUAGGACCUUGGAAAGCACCUGGACCAGGUGGAUAUCCUGCUGGUUUUUAUCAAAAAAUUGGGAUGUCAUUGGAUCAAAUACUUGUAAUUUUAGAAAGAAAAUGUGUGCUAAUCUAGAUGCGCUUGUUGAGAUUAGUCAAACAAAUAUCUUCUUAAUUUCUAAUGUAUCACAUCUUGAGUUUAUUAAUCAGUUUAGUCUCAUUUCUCUUUAUAAUAAUUUGUAUAAGAUUAUUAACAUAGUGGUUAUAAAUAGGUAGAAGAUUAUUAUUCCUCAAAUUGUGUCUCCUUUUCAAACGGGCUUUGUAUCAGGAGAAGCAUUCAUGAUAAUAUUUUGGUAUCACAAGUAAUGGUUCAUAGCAGGCAUAAGAUGAAAGGGAAUAUGAGAUAUUUUUUUAUUAAAGUUUAUUUAACUAAAGCAUAUGAUAUUUUAAAGUGGUCUUUCAUUGAAAAUAUCUUGAAGGAGGUGGGAUUUUCUUCAGAGCUAAUAACUAUUAUUAUAGCCUCUAUUACAACUGUAACUACUAAUGUGAAAUGGAAUUGAACUAGAUCAUAGUUUUCCAACCCUCUAAGACGUAUCAAAUAAGGAGAUUGUAUUUCUCUGUUCCUCUUUGUUGUUUGUAUGGAUAAAUUGCCUCAUCUUAUUUCUCAUAGUGUGGAGGUAGGCUUUUGGAAAACUCUGGAGGCAAGGUAGAAAUGGUCCUCUCAUAUCUCACUUGAUGUUUGUAGAUGAUAUUUUAUUGUUUGGUCAGGCUACAGAGCUUCAAAUGUUAUUUGUGCUCGAUAUUGUUAAUCAAAUUUGCCUAUUGUCUGGUCAACAAGUGAGUAUUGAUAGAACAAGUAUUUUUUCUCUAUAAACACUUCUAUCUCAGCUCAAUAUUAUUGAGAACGAUGAAUAUGCAAGGGUUGAGUUUGUAGAGGAAGAAUCUGAUGAUGCGGUAAAGUUUGUGUUAUAGAGAUUUUAACUAGCAUCCAAAGAUGAUGGUAACCGAAUAAUUUGUUUAAAACAACUUGUUCUAUCAAGAACAAGGUGUGUAAUCUGAUUGCGGAUAGUGGCACCAUGGAGAAUCUGGUGUCACUGAAAUUGGUAGAAUAUUUGAAGUUGUUCACAAAACCCCAUGAGAAGCCAUACAACCUCGGUUGGGUAAGCAAGGGCUCCCAAGUUCGAGUAACACUAGCUUGUAGAGUUCCUAUCUCCAUCGGAAAUCAUUAUAGAGAAGAGGUACUUUGUGAUGUUCUUGAUAUAGAUGUUUUUCAUAGUAUAGUUGGUAGGCCUUGACAGUUUGAUAAUGAUAUCACUUAGGACGAGAUAACGUGAUGAUGUUUACAUGGGGCGCACUUAAAAUUGUUAUGGCUCCUGUUUUUCAUUUUGAUAAGA